Messenger RNA from Musca domestica (house fly), 1943 nucleotides. RefSeq names its product probable cytochrome P450 6t3 (gene Cyp6t3). The coding region runs from base 167 to 1705 and encodes 512 amino acids. Gene Ontology annotation, biological process: insecticide catabolic process; response to DDT. The transcript has 3 exons. NCBI's taxonomy places the organism in Eukaryota, Metazoa, Arthropoda, Insecta, Diptera, Muscidae. The record is from RefSeq and is a predicted model, not a curated record. Gene Ontology annotation, molecular function: heme binding; iron ion binding; monooxygenase activity.
CUAUUUCUACAAAGGUGAUCAAUUGCAAAGUUAACUUCAAUUUUAUCGCAACAUAUAUUCAAAGUACGCAGUUUUAUAUUAGAAACGGAUAUACAUUUUGGAAUUUAAGAAAUUUUUUUGAAAAACUAAAACAGAACAGAUUCCUUGCGUCGAGAUUCUCUAAACUAUGACGCUGAUUAUUGCUACAGCACUUCUCAUAUUCCUUAUAUACGUAUUGAAAGUGUAUUUGAACUAUAAACUGGAUUAUUGGAAAAUACGUAACAUUCUGUAUGUCCGACCUUCACCUCUGGUGGGUAAUCUAAAAGAUCUUUUCUCUAUGAAAAUUAGCUUUGGUGAACUUUUUGCAAAUCUAUAUGCAGAUAAAGACUUACAAAAUGCCCCCAUUGGGGGAAUAUUUUUGCUGCAUCAACCCGCCUUAAUAUUACGUGAUCCCGCAUUAAUUAAAUCCCUUUUAAUAAAAAAUUUUGACAAGUUUCAAAAUCGUUAUGAGGCAGCAGAUGCCAGACAUGAUGCCAUGGGAGCUUUAACAUUACCCUUAUCAAAAUAUCACAUAUGGUGGGGUUGUCGUAAGAAAAUGUCGGAAAUGUUCACUACGGGUAAAAUAAGGUUCCGCAUGUAUCCCCUUAUGCUGGAAGUAGUAAGGGAAUUGGAAUUGCUCAUAGCCAGACGGUUGCAGGAAUCACAUCAAAAUCCCAAUAAAGGUGUUAUCAUUGAAGUAAAGGAAAUGUUUUCGCUAUUUACAACCGAUAUAACUUCGAUUCUUCACUACGGAGUCAAUGUAAAGGGUCUGAGACAAGGUCACUCAAUUUUAAGACAACAAACAUUGGAUUUGUUCAAUGUAAACCUCUUCAGACUAUUGCAUUUCUUCAUUAUCUUCUUUUGUCCCCACCUAACGCAUUGGUUUCGAUCCAAGGUAUUUAGUAAAACUUAUGCCGAAUUUAUGCGUAAAUUUACCUCAACCAUAUGCAAGCAGAGAUCCCAGUUUACAUCUCCAAAAUCCAAGGGAGAUUUAAUUGAUGUUUUAUUAAAAUUUCAAAUUGAAAAUCAUCAGGAUCCUUUACAUUAUAGUCAACACAAGGAUUUCAUAGCCUCUCAAGUGGCCAUAUUUUUGUUGGCAGGUUUUGAAACCUCAUCCUCAGUUUUGGGAUUUAUUCUUUAUGAAUUAGCCAAACAACCUGAUGUACAGGAAAAACUAAAACUAGAAUUAAGAGAUGCUUUUGGGCAAAAAUCUUCACUUUCUUAUGAAGAACUUCAGGCGUUGCCCUAUUUAGAAAUGGUGCUGUGUGAGGGUUUGAGAAUGUAUCCAGCUGCAGCAUUUAUAAAUCGUGAAUGUACCGCCUUGUCAGGAUUUCGUUUAAAUUCCGAUUUAUUCAUACCCCAUGGAAUGCCGGUUUAUGUGUCAAUAUUGGGCUUACAUCGUGAUCCAAAGUAUUGGCCUGAACCAGAAAUUUUCAAACCGGAACGCUUUUUAUUUAAAUCGCACAAGUUUGACUCAACUAUUUAUCAGCCUUUCGGAGUUGGACCGCAUGCCUGUAUUGGCAGCCGUUUAGGCCUUUUACAAGUCAAAUUGGCUUUGGCCCAUACCAUGAGACGUUAUUCUGUUAAAACUUGUCCACAAACUGUGAAGAAUAUUAAAUUCGAUCCAAAAUCAUUUAUGCUACAGGCCAAAGGUGGAAUAUAUUUGAGGUUUAUCAGUGAUGAUUAAAAACCGUACAAAUUGUUUGAUUAAGAGCUGUGUAAAUGUGUCAUUCAACGUGUUUAAAGUAUUAUUUUAAACAUAAUAAUUUUAUUGUAUAUUGAAUAAAAAACUUAGAUAAUACUUUUUGGUUAAACAGAAAGUCUUUUGUAUUUAACUGUGAUGCACAUUUUAGUCUGAGAGAUUUCUCGCAUUAAAAUGUAUGGAUUAUAAAUAAAAUACAAAUCUAUCACUAAACUGCUAUCUA